AUGGCGGACACGCCCAACCGAGGCAUCGCGGUGAUUUCAGGAGGAAGCGCGGCGAACAACCUGGUCGAUGUAUUUAAUGCGGUCCGAGAAAGCAAGGACUGCCCGCUCAACUAUAUCAUCCCCAUCAGUGACAACGGCGGUUCGUCGUCCGAGCUGAUUCGAAUAUUCGGGGGGCCGGGGAUCGGCGAUGUUCGAAGUCGCCUGGUGCGCUUGAUUCCUGAAUCACCAGCUCAUUCCGAGCGAGCUGCCAUCAAGACACUUAUUAACCAUCGCCUGCCUGCGGAAGGAGCCGCAGCGUCUCACGAAUGGCAGUCCAUCGUCGAUGGCACGUCCGACCUGUGGAAGGUCGUCACGCCCGCGAAGAAGGAGCUGAUCCGCUCAUUCUUCAACAUGCUGAAUCUAGAGAUUUUGAAGCGCGCGCGACCUCCGUCGUCGACGUUUGACUUCACCUCGGCCAGCGUGGGGAACCUCUUCCUGACCGGGGCGCGACUAUUCAGCGGCAGCUUCGAGAGCGCCAUUUACUUGCUAGGAAGUAUCUGCGGCGUGCCGUCAGAUAUUGUGCGCGUGAUCCCGGCAAUCAAUUCAAAUUUCUCUCAUCACAUCUCUGCGUCGCUGGCAGAUGGCACGGUCAUCGUUGGCCAGAAUAGCAUCUCGCACCCCAGCGAGGCGACAGCUCUCCAGCGCGACCGCGGCUCCAGACGACCCAGUCUCCUACUUGCCGAUGGGGACGAUCUAGAUGAGACAGAGCCCUCCGACAGCUCUGACGGCAUCUCAUACGAAGAGGACCAUCUCCCGGGUUCGCUCGCCACCCUGCGCCACAAAAACAUUGCCUUUAACAAGGUCGUGAACGAAGAAUUGCCAUCGCGGAUUACUCGCAUCUGGUACAUUAAUCCAUACGGCCAGGAAAUACGGCCACCGGCUAACCCACGGGUUCUGGAAGCAUUACAAGAUGCACAAGCCAUUGUUUAUAGCAUUGGCUCUCUCUACACGUCGAUCAUCCCGGCUAUCAUUCUGCGCGGCGUGGGCAAAAGCAUUGUGUCCAGUCCCGCCCGCCACAAGAUCCUGAUUCUAAACGGCUCACUGGACCGUGAGACUGGACCGCCGUCUGAGCCCUUUGCUGCCUCGGACUUUGUUGAGGCAAUUGUCCGUGCCGGGGAGGAAAGUCGCGGACGAGGUCCGUUUGAGUUCCCUCUACACCAGGGACAGUCAUCUACUACAGUUUCUUCUUCUUCGCCGGGAACCCUUCGACGCCAUCAUUCCCUUCCUUAUCACUCUUAUGUGACGCAUAUAUUACACCUGGAUGGACCGGGAACUCCGCAUGUGGACCGGGAACGGCUUGCAGAGAUGGGUAUUGAAACGCUCCGGCUUUAUGGGCGGAAAAUUACGACCAAGGAUGGGGAUCUGGAAUCGGGGGUGGGCAUGCAGUAUGACUCGACUGCAUUGAUUCAGGCUCUCGAGGUGGUGUUGGGUAAGAAGGGUGAUGCGAUGGUCCGGGGAGGUGUGGGUACCAGUUUGAGCCGAAGAAAUACUCUCGAUCCUGGAAGAAGAGAGAAACGGUAG
This is a messenger RNA of Penicillium alfredii, 1560 nucleotides long. Its product is annotated as gluconeogenesis factor YvcK family protein. Bases 1 to 1560 code for a protein of 519 amino acids. The transcript has 2 exons. Gene Ontology annotation, molecular function: LPPG:FO 2-phospho-L-lactate transferase activity. The record is from RefSeq and is a predicted model, not a curated record. Lineage: Eukaryota; Fungi; Ascomycota; Eurotiomycetes; Eurotiales; Aspergillaceae.